Aethina tumida (small hive beetle) is the source of this 3453-nucleotide messenger RNA. RefSeq names its product dystrophin. Gene Ontology annotation, biological process: synaptic signaling. The transcript is spliced from 5 exons. Gene Ontology annotation, molecular function: protein binding; zinc ion binding. Lineage: Eukaryota; Metazoa; Arthropoda; Insecta; Coleoptera; Nitidulidae. Bases 266 to 3142 code for a protein of 958 amino acids. Gene Ontology annotation, cellular component: plasma membrane. The record is from RefSeq and is a predicted model, not a curated record.
AUGAAUUGAGUAAGGUUAAUGAAUGUUAAUUGUGAAUUAAGUCACAUCUAACUCACUUCCAUUAAAACCAUAUCGGGACAUCAAUGAUGGAAUUGAACGCGUAUUGAAUGUGUUAGGAGGGUAGUGCGAAUGAAGUGCAGGUGCGCGGUCAUCAACCCUGUGUUAAACAUCGAUCUGUGGUCGAACGUCUUGAAGUAAUCGCCCUUUUCACUUCCCGUUCGUUCCACAUUCGCGACAUCAUGUGAUAACACGAUACUCGAACAAAAUGCACAAGAAGGACGAGAAUUUUGAACAAAGACGACUGGAAUUAGAAGCAUGGCUCCAGAGGAUGGAGGGCCGAUUGGCCGGAAUGGUGCCUGUGGGUCACACGGCCGAUGUCUUGGAAGUGCAACUAAGGGAGCAGAAGGGGCUCCACGCGGAGUUGCACCAGUUCAAGGCGCAGAUUGAGGGAUUCCAACAGUUGGUCCAGAGACUGGUCACUGCACACCAACAUGAAGACACCACUCGAUACAAGAAGGCAGCAGAAUACAUAAAUCAACACUAUCUUAGAUUGGACGCCUGCGUCAUAAACAGAGGCAAACUACUACAUUCCGCAAUGAGUUCCCUGCAAAAUUUGGACCGGUCACAAGACAAGUUUUUAGGUUGGCUUAGCGAAGCCGAAUCCGUAUUGGAAUCACUGGAAUCAGACAGCGAAUCGAGACGAGCAACGAUGCAGCUGAAGGAACUACAAGCCGAUCUCGACAGACAGGCGCCAACACAUGCGACCCUGAGGUCUUCCAGUUUGGCACUGUUGGGCUCGUUGGCUCCCGAAGACGCGCUCAUGUUACAGCUAAGAGGCGACGAAAUCGAACGAAGGUGGCAGUCUCUGUGUUCAAGAACUUCUGAUCUCAGAAACCGUUUAGAACACAACGCGGAUUACUGGAAUGCCUUGCUCUUAUCAUUACGCGAAUUAACGGAGUGGGUCAUUAGAAAAGACACGGAAUCCGGACUAGCGGCUCGGCAAGACGACCUACGAGCAUUCCGUCAGCAACUAGAAGAUAAACGUCCUCUUGUGGAGACGAGUUUGAGAAGUGCGAGGCAAUAUGUUGCUGGUGAUCCCUCUGGCGAACUUGCCAGAAAUUUGCGAAGGGAACUGGUAAAACUGUCGGAUAAAUGGAACGCGUUAAUCGAUAAGUCGGAUCAACUGGCUACGCGAUUCGAACAGAACACGCUGAAAUUGAAACAGUUAACCAUGAACCUGGAAGAAGCUUCAGGAGCGGUGGCUCGGCUAGAACGCGCCACCCUGAGUUGGAGCGGUCCAAGGAGUGCGGCCGAAGCCAGAGAGCUGUUGGUGAAUCUGCGCACAUUGGAAACACAACUGCCACCGCUUCAGAGAUCGCUGGAGGAAGCGAGGAUCCAAGCUGCUAAUAUGGGUGGAGCUUUGCCGAACAAUUUGGCCGCGCAACUAGAAGAUUGUACGGCACGAUGCCGAGCUCUUCAAGCUGCCAUCAGGGAACGGAGAGAACAACUGACCAGUAGUACACAAGGUGAAAUCUCCCCGGGUCCAUCUAGCGUACAGCCACCAUGGGAGCGAGCAACCACCCCGAACAAAGUGCCCUACUACAUAAACCACAGCACUGAAACUACCCACUGGGACCAUCCACAAAUGCUGGAGCUGGCCGCCUGUUUGUUACAACUGAACGAUGUACGGUUUUCCGCAUAUAGAACUGCCCUUAAACUGAGAUCCAUCCAGAAGAAACUGAGCUUGGAGUUGGUGACAUUGAGUGCGGCAUCAGAGGCGUUCGACUUGCACGGUUUAAGGGCGCAGAACGACAAAAUACUCGAUGUGGCGGAUAUGGUUUUGGUGUUGAGAGCGAUAUACGGUAAUGUUUCGGCACAGCAAACCACCGUCAUUGUUGAUGUGCCACUUUGCGUCGAUUUGGCAUUGAAUUGGCUUUUGAAUGUCUACGACAGUCAACGAACCGGUCAAAUUCGCGUACUCAGCUUCAAAGUUGGACUGAUAAUACUAUCCAAAGGCCAUUUGGAAGACAAAUAUCGUUAUUUAUUCAGAUUGAUAGCUGAUCCGCAACAAAAAGCAGACCAAAGAAAACUAGGUCUGCUCUUACACGACAUUCUUCAAGUACCGAGACAACUAGGGGAAGUGGCGGCUUUCGGAGGUUCUAAUAUAGAGCCGAGCGUGCGUAGCUGUCUAGGAGAACGGGAAGACUUAGAAGUUACCCAUUUCUUGGCCUGGUUGAAACAAGAACCUCAAUCAUUAGUUUGGCUACCGGUCUUACAUAGACUGGCAGCGGCAGAGAGCGCCAAGCACCAGGCAAAAUGCAAUUCGUGUAAGCAAUACCCGAUAGUUGGUUUGAGAUACAGGUGUUUGAAGUGCUUCAACUUCGACAUGUGUCAGACAUGUUUUUUCGCGGGAAAACUGACCAAGGGCCACAAACUGUCGCAUCCAAUGCAGGAGUACUGUGCUGCCACCACAUCCAUCGAAGAUAUGCGCGACUUUACGCGUGCUUUAAAGAACAAAUUCAAGAGUAAGCGAUACUUCGUGAAACACCCACGUGUCGGUUACCUUCCGGUGCGUUCCGUUUUGGAGGGAGAUGAAUUGGAGAGUCCGGUGGCUUCACCUCAGCACAACGACAUGCACUCCAGACUGGAAAUCUAUGCUAGCAGACUGGCGGAGGUGGAAUUGCGCGCCGCAAGUCCGGAGGAUGAGCACAGACUAAUAGCUGACUACUGCCAAUCAUUGGAAGCGGCACCUGCCAGUCCGGGACAGUUAAUGUUGGUCAUUGACGAGGAACAACGUGCAGAGCUGCAGGAGAUGAUACGAGAAUUGGAAGCGGAAAAUGCAGCGCUGCGUCAAGAGUAUGAUCAGUUGCAGAGAGGAUCUGCGCCACAUCCACCUCAGCCGCAACAUGACGUGUUGGCCGAAGCUAGAUUGUUAAGACAACACAAGGGCAGGUUGGAAGCCAGGAUGCAGAUCUUGGAGGACCACAACAGACAAUUAGAGGCGCAGCUUCAGAGAUUAAGGCAACUGUUGGAUGAGCCGCAGACCUCGACAUUGCAGACCAGAAGUGUUACGGCAUCGCAAUUGAACCAAGACACUCCGGGCAGGGUCAAUCAGCCUCCUCCACCGGCCGAUCAUCGUUGAUCGUUGACAUCUCGAUAGAAUGAAUCAUAUCAGUUAAGGAUUAAGAGUUAUCGCUUGUCAGGCAUAAUCAAUCAGAAUAUAUCAUGUAUACUAACCAUAUCAUUUUAUACAUAUGUCUCCCAAUUAUUGUUAGUGUCACUAGCGAUGUUUAUUAUUUUCUGUUAAUGUUGUUAGGGAAGCGAAAUGAAAAUCAAGUAUUUAAUCAAUAAUGACGUAAGAUUGUACAACGGGCUUUGGACUGAAACUGUCGAAUUUGUUGGACGAGAUGAUGUUACUUAUGCUUUCAAUAAAUUAUCCUCGGUUUAAAGAAA